This is a messenger RNA of Centruroides sculpturatus (bark scorpion), 1727 nucleotides long. Its product is annotated as arylsulfatase I-like. The transcript is spliced from 12 exons. The coding region runs from base 296 to 1555 and encodes 419 amino acids. The record is from RefSeq and is a predicted model, not a curated record. Lineage: Eukaryota; Metazoa; Arthropoda; Arachnida; Scorpiones; Buthidae.
UAGACUUGAAACACUUGGAGCGGAAACGAAACGUACGCAUCUCUUAAUAUAUUUAACCAGCAAAAUUUCCACUCUAUUGAAAUUCUUUCUGCAUCGAUAAUUUAAUUUUUGUAAGAUGCCAACUUGGUGAUAAUGAAAUUCAAAUUGCCAAAAGAAGAAUCGUGUUAUCGAUAAGGACCACUAUCGGGAAAGCGGCAAGUGACGUCACGUUUGCAGACGAAGGAGAAUGAAGUGCAUCUCUUUGCUUUGAAUGCCAAUGAAGUGAAGUGUAUCGACUAUCAAUGAAUUCUUAACCAUGUUUAAGCUCUUAAUAUUGCUUACAAUUGUGACGCUUACGGCAUCAUUAACCUUUAAGCCACAUAUAAUUUUUAUUGUCGCCGAUGACCUCGGUUGGAACGAUGUCAGCUGGCAUAAUCCGGAAAUGCUAACACCAAAUUUGGGAAAUUUGGCAAGAGAAGGAGUUAUACUUAAUCAGUCAUACGUUCAACCCGUUUGUACUCCAUCAAGAACUGCUUUUAUGUCUGGUUAUUAUCCUUUUAAAGUUGGAAGACAAAAUUCAGUUAUUGAUUAUUUAGAACCAACAGGAUUAUCCAUUAACUUUACUCUUUUACCUGAAAAAUUGAAAAGUUUGGGAUAUUCUACACAUAUAGUUGGAAAAUGGCAUCUGGGUUAUUGUAAUUGGUCAUAUACACCAACUUAUCGUGGCUUNCGAGAAAUUACUCUAAAACAGCUCAUUUUCUUCAAGAUGAUUGUCAGAAGCGCCUGUAAAUGGUACUUCACCUCACAGCAUUCUAAAUUAUAUAUCGUUGUUUUAAUAGGAAUGGUAAGUGCAAUGGAUGAUGCAGUUGGAAAGAUAAUCACUUCUCUAAAAAAAUAUGGAUUUUUCAACGAUUCAGUAAUCAUUUUUACGACUGAUAACGGAGGACAAACUAAAGCUGGAGGCAAUAAUUGGCCUUUGAGAGGUAAUAAAGGUACUUUGUGGGAAGGAGGAACUCGUGGACCUGCCUUCGUUUAUAGCCCUAAUCUUCUAAAAAAACGUUACGUAAAUACAAAAAUUAUACACGCUGUAGAUUGGUAUCCUACAAUCUUACAUUUGGCAGGUUUUACUAAAGUGAAUAAUAAAAUUGAUGGAGUUAAUCAAUGGGAUGUCAUCAAUAAUGAUGGUCCUUCAGCCAGGAGUGAAUUUAUAUAUAACAUAUUCGAUCAUUCUCAUCGACGUGCUGCUAUCAGAGUUGGAGAUUAUAAAUUAAUUUGGGGACAUCCAGGGAAUCCUAGUGGAUGGAUACCACCUCCCAGACAGAAUGAGCAUAUUAAAACUUGUAAUUUAUCUACAAAAUCUAUUGCAUCAGCUAUAAGAUUGUUUAAUAUUAAAGAGGAUCCAACAGAAAGGAAUAAUUUAGGUGCAACCUUACCUAAAGUAGUCGAAUUGUUAAAGAAAAAAAUAAUAGAAUAUAGUAGAGAAAUGAUUCAAGCAGAUGAUCCAAAAGACGAUCCAAAUGGCGAUCCCAUUUAUUGGAAUGGGAUAUUUUCACCUGGUUGGUGUAUAGCUAGAUGAAUAUUUAAAAAGAAAAAACAAUUUAAUUUUUAUGUUUUUAAUGAGAAUUAUUUUUAAAAAAUGAAGAAAAUGAUGUUAACAACAAUUCUGAAUAAAGAAAAAUUCGCUUUAAUUUUCAUGUGAAAAGAUACAAUAAAAAAAAAAAAAAAAGAAGACUCAUCUUUGCUUCAAG